This is a messenger RNA of Effrenium voratum, 3516 nucleotides long. The record is from the annotation of a GenBank genome assembly. Lineage: Eukaryota; Dinophyceae; Suessiales; Symbiodiniaceae.
AUGGUGCCUGUGCGUACGCCGGAAGUGCCCCAAGAAGUUCUGCCAGUUGCAGAGCACGCAAUCAUUAGCUGGCUGCUGUCUGAGUGCAGGACCAUGGGCGUCGACAUACCUGACGCACACUCGAAUCUAAUCCAGUAUGGAUUGAAGAGUGCGGCCGCCACGAAUUUGGCGUCUGCAGCCUCGAAACAUUUCAAAGUGAAGAUUCUUGCCACUCACGUCUACAUCCAUUACACCAUCGCAAACCUUGGCCGCUUUCUCGCUGGCAAACUCGAGGCGCGCAGCCCAGUUUGUUUCGGCAAGUCACCAGAGGUCAAAGAGAUGCUCUACUUGACACCAGACAGAGCUCCUGCUGCGAUCUGCAGCAUGGGGGUCAUAUCUGGGCGCUGCCGUUCCUGGCAGACCUUCUGGCAGCAUCUCUUUCAAGGCAUUGAUCAGGUUUGUCGAGCCCCAUCGCCGCGAUUGUCUUUGGGCUUGCUAUCGAGAGAAGCGGGGUUUAUUGAUGAUAUCGAGUCUUUCGACUUCGCAUUCUUUGCGGACAUGCUUUCUUGGAGUGAGGCAUGCCACAUGGAUCCCCAGCAGCGUCUCUUGCUGGAACUUUUCGGGGGGGAGGCGCCCCAGCCGGGAGAUGCGGCGGUUUGUGUCGGCACCAUGACCCUGGCGGUGGAGUGCAAUGACCUGACAUCCCGUGCUCCCAGCAUUUUGUCCAACCGUUUGUCCUACGUCUUUGACCUCAUUGGCCCAUCAUACACUUGCGAUACUGCUUGCGCCUCUUCCCUCAAUGCGCUCCAAGGCGCUGCGCGCGAGCUGGGGGAAGGCUGCAGCAGGGCGUAUGCGGCCGGUUGCAGCGUCAUUUCCGAGCCACGCAGUUUCAAGGCGGCCGAGGCGAUGCAUCAUUUGCUUUCUCCCAAAGACCGGUGCAAGACCUUCGAUGCCUCAGCGGACGGAAUUGCACGAGGCGAAGCUGUGGGAUUGUUGUGCCUCCAGAAGACCUUCGACAAUGUUUGCGGCAGCCUGCUUGCCGUGUCCACUGGACACAACGGCCGCACAGCUGUCCUGACCACGCCCUCCGCAGACGCCCAGAGGUCAGUGAUUCUCAGAGCCCAAGAGAAGGCCGGCUUGUCUCCCAGCCAGAUCGAUCUUCUAGAGGCUCAUGGGACAGGAACCCGCAUUGGUGAUUUGAUGGAGCUUCAGGGCCUGCACGUGGUCUUUGGCCAAGACCGCACGGCUCCGCUGGUGCUGGGGGCGCUAAAGACGCAGAUCGGGCACAGCGAGGGGGCGGCUGGGGUGAUGUCCGUCAUCAAAGCCCUGCUGAGCAGUGAGAAGCGCUGCAUGCCCAGGAACUUGCACUUUGAACAGCUGGUGGAGGUUGACUUUGACAUGAGCUGGGCUGGGAUUCCAAGCACCUGCGUUGAGCUCCCGAAGCAUGGAGCACACUUCGGCAUCUCCAGUUUCGGCUUUGGAGGAGCGCUUUGUCAUGCCAUUGUAGCUGGCGCGGGUGAGCGGCUUUCGGAAGUCACACAGCCAGUUGAACCCCAGCAUCAGCGCCAGCAGCUGUACCAGCAGCACCUGCUCUUGGGACAGCAGUUGCAAAGCGACCCAGGACAGUUCCACUUUUUGUCCGGCAUCGAUUCAGACGCCCACCGUUUCUGGGACCACAUAGUGGAUGGCGUGCCGGUAUUUCCGGCCGAGGCCUCCCUGGAAAUGAUGUUUGCCCUGGCCAGGCUCCUGCGGCUACCGCUCUGCCUCCAAAAGGUGCGCUUCAUUCAGCUCUUGGCCUUGACGGAGCCAAGGGAGUUGCACACGGCAGCUUCCUUCUCCGGGUCUGACCUCCAUGUGACCAUCCGAGCCAUGGAGAAGCCGCUGGCCACUGGCAUUGUCGCCAGUCCGGACCCAACACAGGAAGCCUCCAGGAAGUUGCCCUUACAGCCCCCCAAAGAGUUUACACCCGCGCAAAUAUACAGCACCUGGCCCAGCUACGGAGUAUCCUUCCGGCUCAUCGAAAGGCUUCAGCUUUUUGAAACCUGUUCCUGGGCAGUGCUUCGUCCCCCAGCGGACCAUGCCUCUCGCACAACUCCCACUGGUUUGUUGGAUGCUGUUCUCCAGGUGCUUGCUUUCUCAAUGUUGACUGCGUAUGAAGCUCUCCAAGCGCAUGCGGUUUGGGUGCCAACGCAGGUUGGCAGUGUCAAUCUGCUUCGGGUGCUCUCUGCCCAAAGCUACAAAGCAUAUGCCUGGUGGGAGGACAUCAACUCGGACAUGCCAGAUUUGCUGGUGGGGCAUGUGGAGCUUCUAUCAGAGGGGACUUGCGUCGCCACGCUGCGCAAUUGCCACUUCCGGAGGCGAGACCCACAUGUGUCUUCGAAGCCUCCGGCCGAUCUUCAAGCUUUGACCCUCAAGUGGAAGGAACUGAAGAAGCCGAUUCCAGCUGAGGAGCUGAGCACGUUGGCGACCCUACGCCUGACUUAUAUGCCCGGAAGGCAGAGCCAGCUAGUUUUUCAGGGUAAGCAGGCUGCCUUCGCAGGAAUGGAUGGCAUGGGCAUGGAGGAGACCCAGAUGCUGGCAAGGGUGAUCAAUGCACUCAAGGACACGCCCGUUGUCGUUCGAUAUAUUUGGCCAGCUCCAAGGGCAGCUGCACAGGCCCAAUCAGAUGCUGACCUGAUCGAGGAGUCAGAAACCAUUUGCAAACAGAUGCUGCACGUCAUGCAGCAGCUCGAAAAAUGUGAUGUGAAUAUCCAUAAGCUUCUGGUGGUGACGCAAGGUGCAAUCCCAGUGGGCAAUGGUCCAGUCAACCUUGCACAGAGCGUGCUGAGCGGCAUGUGUCGCGGGCUCCAAAGUGAGAAGCUGCGCUGGAACGUGACCCACGUGGAUGUUGAUUCCGGAGCUGAGGAGUGGAGCCACUUUGGUGAGCCCGUGAUCGCUGCGCGUGGCGGCCUGGCUUUGGGGCUUCGAUUGGAGCGGGUUGACCAACCAGAUGCCGCCUUCCGACCCCGUGAAAAUGACCACUUCUUGAUCACAGGUGGCCUGGGAGGCUUGGGGCAGACAGUGGCAGCAGCUUUCUGGCAGCAAGGCGUCCGGCGUUUGACAUUGCUGACACGCUCCUGGAAACCAGGCUGCGACUUUGAGAGCUUCCCAGGUGCCGAAAUUCUUUACUCCGACGUUUGCGACCUGACAGAGCUGCCCAGCAGCAUCACAGGGAUCAUCCACGCUGCUGGCGUUCUGUUCGAUGAGCGCUUGGGACAGAUGAGCUGGCAGAGCUUCGCCGACGUUUUGCAUCCCAAGGUUCACGGGGCUUGGCACCUUCACCGCCUCUCCAAGACUUUGCCGGACCUCUCGGUCUUCAGCCUUUUCUCAUCAUCCAGCACAGUGCUUGGUGUAUUUGCUUGUCCUGGCCGACCUUUGACCAAAUGUCCCACGUUCUUCCAACUGGCCUGUGGCACCAUCCCGCCCGUGAUUUACCAACCAAACCGAUCGCCAAAUGACUUGGCAUGGUUGACAUUGACAUGGUCUCGCCCACUGUGA